CCGCGACGCCAGGCGAGGCCAUCCUGCCCGCGGCGCCCACCCGCCCCCGCAGCCGCAGCGGCCGAGGCGCCGACCUGCCGGCGAGGUUGCUGCCGGAGCGCGGCGUGCACUUGGUGGAGGACGACUACGCGUGGGAUGCGACCGGCGAGGAUCAUCCCCGUUGCCGGCCCCCGGGGGAGGCGGGCGCCUUCCUGACCGAGGUCGAGCAAGAUCGCGAGGAACCGAUUGAGGAGGACGAGGCCAUCCAGGCGCUGGCGACCUGGAAGGAGACCAGGGUGGCAAUCGCGGAGGAGCGCAAGAGGCGCGGCCUGCCACCCCCGUCGGCGCCAGACUUGAAGAAGUUCUCGGCUCGGGUGCGCUGCUGCGCGCGCAAGCAGGCGUGCCAUUUCAGUAAGGAAUGUCCGAAGCGAUCACGGCAAGGAGGCAAAAGUGGCGGCGAGACCCGAUUCGCGAGCUCGCUUGACCAGAAGAUCGGCGCAGGCUUCGUGGAGAGCGUCUUCGCCGAGGAAAGGGAGGCCGACCCGUGGAGUGAGAUCGAGGAGAUCUUGGCAGCGUGGGGCGAUCGGAACCUCCGUGAGCAGCUGACGAAGGACCACUUCCGGCGUCUGCGCAGCGACGUGAACGAGGUCGACGACGACGAGGACGAGGCGGAGACGUCCAUGGUGCACCCGCUGGGCGCUGGGGCGAUCGACCCGGGCUGUACGCGGGCCCUGAUAGGCCUGGAGACGCUGCAGGAGCUGGUCGAAUCAUCCGGAGAAGACAUCGAGAUCGUGGAGGACCACAAGGUUGUCGCGUUCACAGGGUUCAGCGGCGACGAGCAGCACCCCAUCGGCAUCUGCAGGAUCGCGUGGGAACUCGGCCACCACAUCGAGAUGGUAGAAGUGCACGCGGUUCCGGGCAAGGCGGGCUUCUUCCUGAGCAAGCCCUUCUUGAAGAUGCUGGGAUGCACUCUGGACAUGGAGGAAGAUGAGCUGGCAUUCAAAAUGUCGGGCAUCCGCGUGCGGCCCCAGACGACCCGCUGCGGCCACUACGAGGUGUUGCUCGACAGCGAGGUGUGCGCGGCGGAUUCGGCCAGCCAGCGGAAGCCCGUCAUCGUGGAGGUGUCUUCGCCCCCGAGGCUGAUCAAGUGGGCCGAGGAGUUUGGGUUUGAGGACGGCGGAGCUUAUGAUCUGCAGACCGGCUGGGAUGCUCGCCAGCGCGGGGACGUCGCCCGGCUGUUCUGCGACCUAGAGACCAAGGGCCCUUUCCUCGUGUCGCGCAGUCCUCCACGCGGGAAGUCGUCGCCGUCGCAGGCCCUCACGACCGAGGACACGCGCGAGGAUCCUGAGAAGUUCGAGCGAGCGGUUCAGCGGGCUGUCUCUUGUAAUGUCUUGUGCCCGGUGAUUGCUGAGUGGCAGAUAAUGCGCGGGAAGCAUUUCAUACUCGAGCAGCCCCGAGGGAGUUCGGCAUGGGGCUUGAAAGAGAUGGUCGACUUCUUUGUCGGAGUACCCCCCUUCAUCGCGGAGGCGACGGCGCGCGGGCUCGGCAAGCUGAUCCACCCGGGCAAGUUGGCGAAAGCGCUGGCGCGGAGCGCCCGCCGCGCCCGACUGAAGGAGCGGAACCCGGCCUACCAGAAGGCCGCCCGGGAGGCGGAGGCCACGGGGGUCGACAACCAGGAGGAUGACGAGGGGGGGGGCGUCGAAGGCAAGGAGCGCCUCACCCGGGACGACCUGUGCCGCGGCAGUCCGCAGACCGUCGAGGCGGGCUUGCAACGUCUGCGCGCCAAUCUCGGCCAUGCCCCGGCGCCAACUAUGAUGAGGCAUCUUCGUCAUGCGAAUGCGACCGAGGCUGCGCUGAAGAUGGCAGCGGGUUCCCGCUGCCCCGAGUGCGAUGUCAAGACGGACCCGAAACGGUGCGCCCCGCCGCUCCGGAUAUCGCGCAGCCCCCAUCUGAGGCCCAUCGGCAUGGACGUGAAGGAGCUCCCGGGCUGGAUGCCCGAUCAGACCGUCAAGGCGCUCAACAUCGCUUGCGACACGUCGUCGCUGCAGUCCAUGACGCCGUUCGACGAGGGCGACGAGGAGGUGGCCGCUGAUCUGCUGCGCUUGCAUCGGGGCGACAGGACUCGCCCCUACCUGCGCCCGAAGUGGACGCGCCUCGACCUGGCGAAGCUCCGCGUGUCCAAGACCUUCGCGAGUGCGACGGAGCGAGACGGGGCGACGAUCCUGGACACGGCUGGCAGCGCCAAGGAGCAGAGCGGGAAGGUGGAGCGACGUGGGCAGUGGUUCGCCCAGAUGUCGCGCGCAGUCAACGCCGAGGCCCAGCCGCAGGACCGCGGGGAGUGGCGUGAGUGCGUGGCGCAGGUGCAGAAGGCCAAGAAUUCCCUCCUGAGCGUUAGAGGGGUAAGUCUGGCCCAGAUCUUCUUCGGGCGGAGCCCCAAGGUGCCGGAUGACCUGCUGGUGGACUCGCCGGACAUCGUGGCGAACAGCUCGGUCCUGCACGAACCGCCGGCGGCGUUCGCUGCCCGAGUUCGCGCGGUGGCUCGGCGCCAGGUCCUGAGACACAACGACAAGCAGGAAACCCGCCUGGACCUGGACGCGCGGCCUCGCAUGCUCGUGGCGCACCAGCCUGGCGACAUGGUGGCGGUCUGGCGCUGGGUGCCGGGCCCACUACCGCAGGAGAGGGCGGCCUGGCGCUUGGUGGAGUCGUCGCCGCGGACUCACGACGUCGACCUGGACGACAUUAAAGCGGAGUUCUACCAGGACAUCACCGCUGACGCUCGGCCGCCCGAGGCCGAGGAGAAGGGGGAGGUCGUUCCGGAGGCCCCAGGGGGCGACGGGCGGGCGGCGCCGCCCGAGACCCUGCCACAAGCGGGAGCCGACCCGCCCGCUGCCGACUCUGCCGACAACCCUGGUCCCGAGGACGAGCCGGGCGACGGGCUCGACGACGAGGUAGAGGGCGAUCAAGGAAGCGCUGGGCCCGCCGGAGCUCCGGGCAAUUCCCCCUCAGCACCCAGCUCCGAGCCGGCGAAGGUUCGGAAGCGCCUGCGAGGUAAGACGUCGGUGGAGGAGGCGAAACGCCCGCGCGUCGAGGGCGAGGCGCCGGCGCCCCCAGGCAGCGCGGGCCCAGAGACCCGAGUUCCGAAGGCGAGUUCCGCCCCGCAGCGAAGCCUGUCGGCUCGCCGGCCUGGGCGACCCAGGCAGCGCGCGCAGUCGGUCCUGGAUGAUGCCGCCUCCCCCGACAGCGACGAUGAUGACGAGAUCCUGGCAGUGGAUGCGGAAGAGGCCCUGCAAGCCAGGGGCAGGAGAGAGCUCGACAAGCGGGAUCCGCGCUGGCGCUCCAAGGACGGGUUGGCCAAGAUCGCGCUGGGCUAUAGCCCAGCGCGGUCUACCCAACUUGAUCGCAUCAUGAAGCCUCGACCGGUUCUGACGGAGAAGGAGGGCGAGGAGGGCAACGAGGUGGUCAAGUGUAUAAUGCCCAUCCAGGGGCCCGAGGACCCCGACCUCCUGGCGCUGGUGAAGGCGGGCCGCGCUCAGGCCCCGACGCUGACGCCAUGCCGGAGGGCGUUCGUGCCCCAGCCCAUCGCCUCGGCCAAGCGUCCGCUGGCCAUCGGGGAUGUCGAGGGGGUCUUCCCUGAGACAGACGCGUCGCUGGCGCCGGCAAAGCACGGCGCGAUCUACGUCGCACUGCCGUCGGAGAUCCUGCCGGAGGGGAUGCGCGGGGAUCAGCUCUGCGAGGUGAUCAACGGCUACGGCAGGAGCGACCAGCCUCCGCUUUGGUGGCUGAUCUUCAGCAAGUUCCUGAGCGAGGAGCUGAGCUUCUUGCAGCGCCCCAUGGACCCGCGCGCGCUGCUGCUGUUCGAGAAUGUCGGAGGGCCCGUGGAAUUCGGCCUGGACGACUACCGCGUGAUCGGCGGUCAGGGGGCGCUAUCGCAGCUGAGGCGCCGCUUUCCCUACCGCGAGUGGCGCGAGAAGGAGGGCGAGCUCGUCGGGUCCACGCUGGGCCAGCUCCCGGACUACACCAUCGUGCAGUCGCAGCACCAGCGCGCUUCUGAGGAGAGGGAGCGGGUGCCGACACGUUGCAAGCAGAUGGUGAAGAUCGAGGCGAAGAACUCGGCGAGUGGUGCGAGGAGCUUCCUGGAGGGCCUGCAAGCGGGCGCUUAUCAGAUCACGCUGGUGCACCACGCCAGCACAGGUUACAUCACGUUGCACUCGCCAGCGGCGUUCGAGGACGGCGUGCGCGACCGCCUGAGGGUGCUCGAGAGCCUCUACCACAUGGCGCUGAAGAGCGAUCAGGAGUGCGGCCUGCAGCCCGAGAUGCUGGACGAGCAUGAACCGGAGGCGUGGAAGCAGACCGGCGUGUUCGAUAAGGCCCCGAUCGUCGCCGUGGACGAACUCCGUGGGCGGUGA
This is a messenger RNA of Prorocentrum cordatum, 4385 nucleotides long. The record is from the annotation of a GenBank genome assembly. NCBI's taxonomy places the organism in Eukaryota, Dinophyceae, Prorocentrales, Prorocentraceae.